Molecule: messenger RNA, 6550 nt
Organism: Rhinolophus ferrumequinum (greater horseshoe bat)
Lineage: Eukaryota; Metazoa; Chordata; Mammalia; Chiroptera; Rhinolophidae
Gene: TMEM161A
Product: transmembrane protein 161A
Exons: 12
Coding region: 217-1734 (505 amino acids)
Source: RefSeq, a predicted model, not a curated record
AGGUGGAGUGGUCUUGAGUUGGGCCUGCCGGCCCUGCAGGCUGUGAGACCGGCACCUCCUGGAGAAGCCUAGUGCUGUGUCUGCUGCAGUGAUGGGAAGGGUCUGGGGAAGCACGGGUCUGCGAGCUUGGAGAGAGGUCCAGGCUGGAGGUGCAGCUGUGUUGGGGUCCUUUGGGGUUGUGCUGGGCCAGGUUGGUUGUUAAAACCCUGGCAAGGGAUGGGGUCACAGGAGAGAGGCCUCAGAGGGAAGAGAAAAGCAGGCAGAGUGCUCAGAGGCUCUGAAAUUUGGUGCCCGCCGGCGGUCCUCGGAGUGCAGCUGGUGGUGACCCUGCUCACUGCCACCCUCAUGCACAGGCUGGCACCGCACUGCUCCUUUGCACGCUGGCUGCUCUGCAAUGGCAGUCUCUUCCGAUACAAACACCCUUCUGAGGAAGAGCUUCGGGCCCUGGCAGGGAAGCAGAGGCCCAGAGGCAAGAGGGAACGGUGGGCCAAUGGCUGUAGUGAAGAGAAGCCUUUCUGUGUGCCCCGAGAUGCCCCUUUCCAACUGGAGACCUGCCCCCUCACAGCCAUGGAUGCCCUCGUUCUGCGCUUCUUCCUGGAGUACCAGUGGUUCGUGGACUUUGCCGUGUACGCGGGCGGUGUGUACCUCUUCACAGAGGCCUACUACUACGUGCUGGGCCCUGCCAGGGAGACCAAUAUCGCUGUGUUCUGGUGCCUUCUCACCAUCGCUUUUUCCCUCAAGGUGUUCCUGACGGUGACCCAGCUGUACUUCAGCGCCAAGGAAGGGGGUGAGCGCUCCGUGUGCCUCACCUUCGCCUUCUUCUUCCUGCUCCUGGCCAUGCUGGUUCAGGUGGUGCCUGAGGAGACCCUCGAGCUGGGCCUGGAGCCAGGCCUGGCCAGUAUGACCCAGAACUUGGAGCCACUUCUGAAGAUGCAGGGCUGGGACUGGGCGCUUCCUCUGGCCAAGCUGGCCAUCCGCGUGGGGCUGGCAGUCCUGGGCUCCCUGCUGGGUGCUUUCCUCACCUUCCCAGGCCUGCGGUUGGCCCAGACCCACCGGGAUGCAUUGACCAUGUCGGAAGACCGGCCCAUGCUGCAGUUCCUCCUGCACACCAGCUUCCUGUCACCCUUGUUCAUCCUGUGGCUCUGGACCAAGCCCAUUGCGCGGGACCUUCUGCACCAGGCGCCCUUUGGGGAGACGCCCUUCUCCCUUCUGUCAGACUCGGCCUUUGACUCACUGCGCCUCUGGAUGAUCGUGGCGCUGUGCCUGCUGCGGCUGGCAGUGACCCGACCCCACCUGCAGGCCUACCUGUGUUUGGCUAAGUCCCGCGUGGAGCAGCUGCGGCGGGAGGCCGGCCGCAUCGAGGCCCGCGAGAUCCAGCGGCGGGUGGUGCGGGUUUACUGCUACGUGACGGUGGUGAGCCUGCAGUACCUGACGCCUCUCAUCCUCACCCUCAACUGCACGCUGCUGCUCAAGACGCUUGGUGGCUACUCCUGGGGCCUGGGCCCAGCCCUCCCGCUGUCCCCAGUGCAGGCAGCAGCCCCCGAUGGCCCAGCGGGCCCCAAGGAGGACGAGGCCCAGCAGGCAGCGGCCCGGAUCACUGGGGCCCUGGGGGGCCUGCUUACACCCCUCUUCCUCCGCUGCGUUCUAGCCUUCCUCAUCUGGUGGACUGCCGCCAGCCAGCUGCUGUCCAGCCUCUUUGGCCUCUACUUCCACCAACAGCUGGCAGGCUCCUAGCCACCUGCAGACACUCCUGGGGCCCAUGGCUGCCCCUUCCGUGUGUGCCUCAGUGUCCCCAGGUGCGAGCAGGUCUGGGCAUCCCCACUGUGCCCUUCACUGCAGUGCCUGUAAGGGCCUCCCUUGGACCCUGAGCUUUGCGUCAAAACCUGUCUCCGAGGGCCGGUGGCAAAGGGUCCCACAGCCAUUGUUCCUGGAUUGUGUGUGCACAUUCAGGUUGGACAGCAGAGCAAGGAGGCUAUUCUUCUGAACAAUGGAGCAGGUGGCUUUUUACAAAAAGGGAAACAGAAGGGAGAUGGAGGGGAGGAUGGUGGGCCCAUGGCUGUGGGCUGGUCCACAGCAGCUACUGCCCUCUGCCACGUGGGGACUGCUUUCCCAUAAAGGUCGCACACAGGCAAAUGGCCAUGCUGUUGAGUCCACGGUGAGCCAUGUGAAGGGGAUGAGGGGCCCUUUCCGACUCGGGAACUUUUCUGUCACUGUGGCCACACAGUGAGAACCCAAUGUGGGUGCGUGUGUAUAUAACAACAUAAACGUAGCCGAAAAGCCAAAAUUCAACUGAGUAAAUUUUAAAGAUAUUAAUUGGCUUUAUUCAACAAUGCCUGAGUCAGUCAGCAUUCCAUGCUGUUCUCCUAGCCCCUAGAGUGGUGGUCGACUUUUGAAACUCUGCUUUUGUUACGUGGAUAAACAUGAAAAGUAUAUUUAAAACAAGGGUUAAAACCUGGGUUAAGGCAAACUGAAUGCAUCAUCUAAUUUUGAUCCUUCUCAAAUCUCCAGUAAAAGUACAGAGGUGUCAGAAUGUUCUGGAAGUUAGGAAUUAGGGAGGAGCCAUAAUUGACUGCCAAUCUUGUGGACCCUAAACUCAAAGCCCAGGAAAUACCUGGAUUUACCUGUAGAAGCUUCCAGAGGCAUUGACCGCACCAGGUCCUGAUAGGCCAGGCAGAGGGUAGGGGUGAGACACAGAAGCUGCUGGCAUGGAAGCUGUUUCGGAUGUUCUCAGGUGCUCAUGUCCCUCCCUUGACACCACUGCACAGCCAGGAGGGAAGCCAGACUUGGUGGGGGGUAUGUUGGCAAAUGGGUGAAUACACAUAAUGAAUGCUAAAUGGAGAGAGCCACCAUCCCUCACCCUGCGUGCAGAUUCCAGAACCUUCCAGGCAUGAGACUGAAGACCCCUGGGGAAUCCAACUGGCCCACAAAGAAAGACUUCACGACACUGGCACUAUGGAGUUCCCGUCAGCCACCCGCUUAGCUGUGAGUCCACGUGUUCCCCACACUUACUUGGUCCUCCGGGCUGGGCUGCCUGUCUGCGUCCCUGGGCUUCACUAUGAACAGACAGCCAGGAGUGUCCCGCAAUCGGAGGAACUGUCCAGUGUGGAAGGCAGACUCAAACAGAAAAAAACUGGGUGAAAUUGACUUUGCAGGGAGAAGAGAGCUCAAACAGCAAAAAAACCAAUCCAGAAUGUUCUCAGAAGAGAUUAUAUCUAUGAAACAAGAAUAGAAUACUACUGGGCGGCCGAAUGGCUCAGUUGGUUAGAGUGUGAGCUCUGAACAACAGGGUUGCCAGUUCGAUUCCCACAUGGGCCAGAGAGCAGGUUUGAUUCUCACAUGGGCCAGUGAGCUGGGCCCUCCACAACUAGAUUGAAGGACAAUGACUUGGAGCUGAUGGGCCCUGGAGAAAUACACUGUCCCCCAAUAUUCCCCAAUAAAAUGUAUUUUAAAAAACCAGAAUACUACUAAAAAGGAACAUCUGAAGAACCUUUUUUUCUUUUUGAGUUCUUGGAGAUUAAAAGCAAAUGAAAGAUAAAGUUGUGGAAAUUUUGCAGAAAGAACAAAAAGAUAAAAGAUGCAAAACAACGGACAGAGAGGAAAUGAAAUUAGCUCAGAAGAAGAAUCUUCAAUAUAAUGAGAGUUCUGGCAGGAGAGAUCCGAGCAAACGGAGGGAGAACUCCAUGGAACAAUGCAAAGGCAGCUCCCCAGCACCAGAAGGUUCCUGGUGCCUCAUGCUAGGUGACAGGAGUCCCAUCCCAAGGCACGUCUCUGGGAAGUUCCAGAAGAAAAACCACUCCCAGCAAGGACAGAACAGGCCAUACCUAGUGGCCCAGGAAUCAAAUGAUGGAGCCGCAUCUCCCUACUGUGCAGGACCUAAACUAUCCCCUGGCACCUGAGGGGUCACGACCUCCACCCCCCCCCAGCUGACAGCCAUUGGCCGAGAGCUCAUGGGGCACAACUCCUCCUGCAGCAGCCCCUCACUUGCUCAACCACGGCUGUGCACGCUCUACUCUGGAGUGCAAUACCCUGUAUUGUAGGGACACACAGGAAGGCAGAAACACCAUAAACAAAAGCAGUGCCGCGACUGACACAAAUGUCAGCACUCAUGGAGUGGCCAGGGCAGGAAGAACCGGGGACAACAGCAAACCACGCAGACAUUUACAGAGUCUUUGUGACACAUUUCACACACAAAAAAAGAAUGUAAAAAUGACAAAAAUAAGGUAUUAAUAGAACCACAGAAAAAAAUAGGGAAGACGUAAUGGGGUGAUGAAAAUCCUGUGUUUCGGGGGGAGAAUUAAGUAUCUCAGUUUUUAAUUGACAGCGCCAGUGGCAACUGCCACACAUUGGUGCUGCUCAUAGGAGGGCAUGACUCUAGUCAAUGUCUGGGACAUUUUUCAUUGGCACGACGUGGGGGUUGGGAGGCCAGGGAGGUUGCUCAACAUCCCACAGCGCCCAGGAUGGUCCCCAGGACGGAGAACGACCCGGCCCCAAACAUCAGCGGUGCCAAGGCUGAGAAAACCUGUGUCACCAGAAACAGACCAGCUGACAAAAAGGAAAAUAAAAAACAAACAAAAAGCCCAAAAGAAAUCAAACCUUCAAUUCAAGAAAAGUUACCCUUCUCUUUCUCCUCACACCCAGCAAAGAAAAGCCCGGACAAACUGAAACAGGACCUGAAGUUCACCCACGCGAGUGUGAACUGACCUUACCUUGUCAGGUCCUCGGACCUCUUGCCCUUGUUGUUCCCGCCCCACCGGUCCACGCCCUGGCCACCCCGCUGGCCCCCACGUUUAUCAGCAACUCCCAGUUUUCUGCUAUGGCCCUGGCUGUGUGGGGCAGCUCAGCCAGCACGACUGGUGAGUCUGAACUUCCCCUCCACCCCCCCAAUCACAUCAGUUCCAUCUUUCCUGUUACCCGUCUCUUCCUCCACACACCCAGCCCAUCCGGAAACUCGCCCCCCACCCCCACCCCCCUUCUGGGCCAAUGGCUGCUGGUUCCCUGCACACAGCUCUGCCCGGCUGCCAGAUGGGGGCGUUGCGAGCCUCCAUCCCGACCCUUCCUUUCCUGAGAAGUCACCUUGAUUAGGGAACAUGAGGGCCUCCCAGCAUGCUCAGCUCCUAAGAGAAAAACCUAGACCGGCCAUGCAGAUGCUAGAACAGAGCUGGGGAAAGUGAUACAGGCCACGACUUAGAGCAGGACCAGCCGGCCAGUGCUUCGUCCAUUCUGGCUGCUAUAACAAAAUGCCAUAGCCUGGGUGGCUGACAACAGAAACUGAUUUCUCACCGCCCUGGAGGCUGGAAUUCUAAGAUCAGGGCAUGGCAGGCUGGGGGAGGACCUGCUUCCGAGUCACAGACAUGCUUCUUGCAGUGUCCUCACACAGAAGCGGUGUCCUCACAUAGCGGAGGGCAGAGAGGGAAGCCAGCUCUUUCAAGGGACUCUUGUAAGGGGAUGGAUUCCAUCAUGGGCCCCCGCCACCUUCGACCUCAUCUGACCCUAAGGACCUCCCCGAGCCCCACCCCCUAACACCACCACAUUGACUUUAGGUUUCAACACAGGGAGGUAGAGGAGACACAAACGUCAGGGCGUGACAGCUCAGAAGAUAAAAUAGCUAGGACCCGGGCCCCCCCAAACGCCAUGGAAAGCAACACAAAAGCUGAGAAGGCAGAAGAGUCACAACCAAAGCAGAGACAAUAAAAUUUUAAGGGAAUUAUCAGAAGCCAUCUGGAGGGAACAAUUUCCUAGGAAGACACAAAUUAGGAGAAUUGAGCCUCGGUCUGAUCCCUCCCAGACUGAAGAUGGGUGCCCAGGCUGGGCCCUGGAGGGGGCUCUUGGUCCCACCCCUCACCCAGAGUAUUCUGGAGCCUUUUCAGUCCAUCUCCUCUCCCAGACCCCAGUCUGGCUUCCUUCCUGAGCCCUCUGCUCCAUCCUCCCCCAUCUGCUCACACUCCAGGGCUCCCCAGUGCUACCUUCAGGGCUGCCCGACACCCACCCUGCAGUGAAUCCCCAGGCGGACGAGGGGGAGACUUUUCUCAAUACCCCAGGCAGGGUCGUUCCCUCCCUCAGCUGCCCUCCAGGAUUCCCGCCUGCCUCCCCUCGGUUCCACGGCACGUUUUGCAAAUAUUUCACGGCAAGAGUCAGAGCAGCCUCACCCAUGACAUUGAGAGUCCCCCAGGGUAGACAAGUCUGGGCACCCCGACUCACCCCUCCCCAGAGGAACACGAGGCCCCUCGGGCACAGGACCUGACGGGCAGUUGCAGCCACGUCUCCAGUACGUUGGUGUCACAUCCACUGCUGCCUCCCUGGAGCACAAAAAUAUUACUACGUCACUGAGAACAUCCUGCCUCUCCUACCAGGCCUGCGGUCUGGGGCUGCCGUGUACAGAAUGACAAAGAGCAGGGAAAUAAAUGGCCAACAAUCAUGAAGAGAUGCCUGGCCUUGUAAAGGAUCACAGGAAGGUGUGAUUAAAACAGCAAGGGGGGGCUCAGGCGGUUGGGGCUCAGGCGGUUGGAGCUCCGUGCUCCUAACUCCGAAGGCUGCUGCUUUGAUUCCCACA